GUUCUUCCGUCCCGGCUCAAAGCUGUUAGGAUUGGUUGAAACUUGGCAACUAAGAACAAACCGAAAUUUAUUCAACUCUGAGCAGAACCAUGACGCCAAGUCCACGACAAAUAACAGAGAGCCGCAGACUAAGAGAGUUUCUUUACGGUAGAAUCUUUUCACGCAAACUCUUAUAUAUAUAAUAUAUAUAGUUCUGAAAUCCAUGGAUAAGCUGAAGAAAUCGAGAUGGUUUCCCGUGUUGCCCGAUUCAUGGCCCAGUCGACGCCCAUGUCUUUUUCAUUCACCAUCUUUGUGAAUUUAAUUUGUUUUAUUGUCUGGUAGUUUAUGAUGUUGGUGGUAUUUGAAUCUUGUCUUUGGAUUUAUCGAUGUCAAUUCUGGGUGGGAAUGGGUCGAAAUUUGCUGGUGUCCACCGUGGAGUUUUUGUGAAAUUUGCAAUUGAUUUAUGGGCUUUGUCUUCCGGGUGGGGUUUUUUGGGGGAAUACUCUUUAGAUGUUUCUGGGAGAAACCAUUUACUUCUCUUUUGGAGGCUUUUGGGGGAAGAAUCAAAUUAUGUGAUGGGUGUCAAUUGUAUCACUUUCUUUACGGGAUGUUUCCAUGGUUCUGUAAUGAGAAAAAAGGUUUGGUCUCUCUCUCUCUCUCUCUCUCUUUUCCCCUCCUUUAUUCUGUGAAUUGUUUGGUACUGUGUUAUUGAGCACAAUCUUGGAGAUUCCAUAUUGGUGGAAUUGAAUUGCUUUUGGUAUUGGUGAAUUUGGUGGUAUUACAACAUUCCAGUUACAUGGAGUGAACUGAUAGAAAAAAAAAAAAAAAAGCUACUGGGGAGAUUUCAUAAACAGGAAGGGGAUUGAAGGGGAAGGUGGGUUGAGAAAUGUCAUCCAAAUCAACAAACAAAACAAAUUGUUCUCGGAGCAGCUCUGCUCAAUCAAAGCAUGAUGCCCACGUCGUUGCACAAACCCCCGUUGAUGCUAAGCUUCACGCAGACUUUGAAAAGUCUGAAGGGGGAACAUUUCAUUAUUCUGCAUCGAUUGAUGUCAACGCAUCAAGUUCUACCAGCAUUGCCCCCUCUUCUACCAUAUCAGCUUAUCUGCAAAAGAUGCAAAGAGGAAGCCUUAUUCAGACGUUUGGUUGCAUGAUUGCCGUUGAUGAGCAAAAUUUUACCGUCCUUGCGUACAGCGAAAAUGCACCAGAAAUGUUGGAGUUAGCUCCCCAUGCAGUUCCAAGCAUUGAGCAUAAAGAAACACUGACUUUCGGAACUGAUGUUCGGACCCUUUUUCGAUCCUCAGGCGCUGCUGCACUGCAGAAAGCUGCAAAUUUUGGGGAAGUUCAUCUCCUUAACCCUGUAUUGGUUCACAGUAGAAAUUCAGGCAAACCCUUUUAUGCAAUUCUGCAUCGAAUUGAUGUGGGACUAGUUCUAGAUUUAGAGCCUGUCAACCCAGCUGAUGUGCCAGUGACAGCUGCUGGGGCGUUAAAAUCAUAUAAGCUUGCAGCCAAAGCAAUUUCAAGGUUGCAAUCUUUGCCAAGUGGGAGCAUAUCACUGUUAUGUGAUGUACUAGUUGGGGAAGUGAGAGACUUGACUGGUUAUGAUCGGGUAAUGGUGUAUAAAUUUCAUGAAGAUGAGCAUGGGGAGGUUGUUGCUGAGUGCCGCAGAACUGAGUUGGAACCUUAUCUCGGACUGCAUUAUCCAGCUACUGAUAUACCACAGGCUUCAAGAUUUCUCUUCGUGAAAAAUAAGGUCAGGAUGAUAUGUGAUUGUCUGGCAAAACCAGUUAAAGUAAUCCAAGACAAGAAAUUGGAUCAGCCAUUGAGUCUUGGUGGAUCCACAUUAAGGGCUCCUCAUGGGUGUCAUGUUCAGUAUAUGGAGAACAUGGGAUCUAUUGCAUCUCUUGUGAUGUCAGUGACAAUCAAUGAGGAAGAUGAUGAAACCAAGAAUGAUCAGCAAACUCGAAGAAAAUUAUGGGGUUUGGUAGUCUGUCAUCACACAAGCCCUAGGUUCAUUCCAUUUCCGUUGAGAUAUGCUUGUGAGUUCUUGCUUCAAGUUUUUGGUGUUCAGAUUAACAAAGAAGUGGAGUUGGCUGCUCAGCUGAGGGAGAAGCACAUUUUGCAGACUCAAACAGUUCUUUGUGAUAUGCUUUUGAGAGAUGCUCCCGUUGGAAUUGUCACUCAAUCACCUAAUGUAAUGGAUCUUGUUAAGUGUGAUGGAGCUGCACUGUACUUCAGGAAUAAGUGUUGGUUGCUUGGGAUUACCCCUACUGAUGCACAAAUCAGAGAUAUGGCUGAAUGGCUUCUUCAAUACCAUGGUGGGAAUACAGGGUUAAAUACUGAUAGCCUGAUGGAAGCUGGUUACCCAGGUGCGUCUGUCCUUGGUGAUGCAGUAUGUGGAAUGGCUGCUGUGAGAAUUACUAAGAAGGAUUUCCUUUUCUGGUUCCGAUCUCACUCAGCUAAGGAGAUCAGGUGGGGUGGUGCAAAACACGAUCCUGCUGACAAGGAUGAUGGAAGAAAAAUGCACCCUCGAUCAUCAUUUAAAGCCUUUCUAGAGGCGGCUAAGUGGCAGAGUUUACCAUGGGAAGAUGUAGAAAUGGAUGCAAUCCAUUCCUUACAAUUGAUAUUAAGAGAAUCCUUACAAGAUGAGGCUGUCGAUGAUUCCAAAAUGCUUGUGAAUAUUCCAUCAGCUGAGACCAGUAUACAGAGGAUAGAUGACCUGCGUGUUGUGACAAAUGAGAUGGUUCGCCUUAUUGAGACAGCUUCAGUCCCCAUCUUGGCUGUUGAUUCUUCUGGUAAUGUUCAUGGAUGGAAUACUAAAGUAGCUGAGCUUACUGGGUUAAGUGUCCAGGAAGCAAUUGGCACACCCUUUGUCAAUCUUGUGGCUGAUGAUUCUAUUGAUUUGGUGAAAAAUGUGCUCCUCUUGGCUUCGGAAGGCAAGGAAGAGCAAAGUAUUCAACUUAAGCUUAAAACCUUUGGUCAUCUGGAAAACAAUGGUCCUGUAUUCUUGGUUGCUAAUGCAUGUUGUAGUCGAGAUAUAAAUCAAAAUAUAGUGGGGGUUUGUUUUAUGGGGCAAGAUAUUACUGGGCACAAGAUGAUUUUGGACAAAUAUAUUCAAAUCCAAGGUGAUUAUGUUGGAAUUAUGAGGUGCCCUUCUGCGCUUAUUCCUCCAAUAUUUAUGAUGGAUGAGCAUGGUCAAUGCUCUGAAUGGAAUCACACGAUGCAAAAAUUGUCUGGUGUAAAGAGGGAAGAAACCAUUGGUCGGAUGCUACUUGGAGAGGUUUUUACAGUUAACAGUUCUGGUUGUCAGCUCAAAGAUCAGGACACAUUAACCAAACUGCAGAUAUUGCUGAGUGGGGUAAUUGCAGGGCAAGAUGCAGAUAAACUGUUAUUUGGAUUCUUUGAUCAUAAGGGUAGCUAUGUUGAGGCAUUACUUUCUGCUAAUAAGAGAAUUGGUGCAGAGGGUAAGAUUACUGGGGUUUUGUGCUUUUUGCAUGUUGCUAGUCCAGAACUUCAAUAUGCAUUGCAGGUGCAAAGAAUAUCAGAACAGAAUGCAGCAAAUAGCCUCACAAAAUUGGCUUUUAUUCAUAGUGAGAUAAAAAACCCUUUAAAUGGAAUAAAAUGUAUGCAAAAUCUGAUGGAAUCUUCUAAAUUGAGCGAAGAACAGAGGCAGCUUUUGAAGGCAAGUACAUUGUGCCAGGAACAAUUGGCCAAGAUUGUUGAUGACACUGAUAUUGAGAGCAUUGAGGAAUGCUAUAUGGAAAUGAACUCUACUGAAUUUAAUCUUGGUGAAACUCUGCAAGUGGUCAUAAAUCAAUCUAUGAUUCUGAGCCAUGAGAGGCAAGUGCAGAUCAUAUCUGAUUCACCUACUGAAGUGUCAACAAUGUACUUAUACGGUGACAACUUGAGGCUUCAGCAAGUCCUUUCAGAUUUUCUAACAAAUGCUCUUCUCUUUACUCCUGCAUCUGAAGGAUCGUCAAUUCUGCUCAAGCUAAUACCACGAAAAGAACGUAUAGGGACAAAGAUACAUGUUGUUCAUCUUGAAUUUCGGAUCAUUCAUCCAGCCCCCGGGAUCCCAGAAGAGUUAAUUCAAGAGAUGUUCCACCACAGCCAGAGUGUCUCAAGAGAGGGCCUGGGGCUAUACAUCAGCCAAAAGCUUGUAAAGCUCAUGAAUGGCACUGUGCAGUAUCUUAGAGAGGCAGAUAGAUCAUCAUUCAUAGUUCUCAUAGAAUUUCCACUGGUUGAGCAGAUAACCCAUCGGAGAUGACAAAAAACCCGGGAAGGACCUUACGAAGACGCAAAACUUCACGGCCCUCCUGGUACAGAACAGAACCAAGCCUAUGGCAUGCCAUCGCCGCAAAUGGCCAUAGCGAUAGCUCAGCGUAUGCAACUCUUCGCUUGGCGGCUGAAGGAUGCCAGACGGCCCAGAUCAAUCCCUAACUGCUUAACCAGUAAUCUGGGUUUAUCUCGUUUCGAAGUAGCAGGCUUUGCAGCUGCAUACUUCUGCAAAAAUGUGAACAAGUUCAGUAGAAUGUUUUUCAUGGCUUCAAAAUAUCUCUCUAUGCCUUGGAAAUGUUCAACUUAAUGAAAUAUUUUGGCUUGAAAAUCUUCUCUUUCCAUGGCCUCAUGAGGAAAUUGAUUCGGGCACAGAUACAGUGUACAGAGGCAUCUUGACCAGACGUUUGUUGGCACAAAGAUUAACUUAAUGGUAGUGGUUACAUAUUAAGGCAUAUUGUGGCACAUUUUCUCGGGUGCUUCAACAAUGAUUUCGGGUUGUGAAAAGAGUCAUUUUAGGUGCCAUUUUAAUCGAGAAAGAGAACUAUUCUAUCAACUUUAUAAAUAACCUUAUUAAUAAUCAAUUUAGAUCUAAA
Messenger RNA from Diospyros lotus (date-plum), 4847 nucleotides. RefSeq names its product phytochrome C. Gene Ontology annotation, cellular component: nucleus. Lineage: Eukaryota; Viridiplantae; Streptophyta; Magnoliopsida; Ericales; Ebenaceae. Gene Ontology annotation, biological process: protein-tetrapyrrole linkage; red, far-red light phototransduction; regulation of DNA-templated transcription. The record is from RefSeq and is a predicted model, not a curated record. Bases 866 to 4243 code for a protein of 1125 amino acids. The transcript is spliced from 4 exons. Gene Ontology annotation, molecular function: protein homodimerization activity; photoreceptor activity; phosphorelay sensor kinase activity.